AAAUCGGAGUUGUCCGUAUAUUAUAUUUUGUAGCGAUCAAGAGAGACUAAGGCAGACAUGUGAGAGAGGAGAGGAUCCUAUAAACAAUUUAUUCUAAGAGCUUUACUUCCUCCUUCUCAUAUAUAUACUGCACAUACACACAUAGUUCGUCUCUAUAGAAGAGAGUAGAAAUCAAUCAAGAAAACUCAAUACGAAAGGGAAGAGGCUGAUCCAAAGCAUAGAAAAUAAUGGUUUCAAGGGAACAGAAGAAAGGUUCUUUGCAAGAGAAGUUUCAAAUACUUCGUUCAGUCACUAAUUCUCAUGCUGAAAACGAAACUUCGAUCAUAAUGGAUGCAUCAAAAUAUAUCCAAAAACUUAAGAAGAAAGUCGAAAGAUUCAACCAAGACACUACGGCAGAGCAAUCUUCAAGCGAGCCCACGGAUCCCACCACAGUGACCACACCAAUGGUAACAGUGGAAACCCUAGAAAAGGGUUUUAUGAUAAACGUAUACGCAGGGAAGAAUCAGCCAGGCAUGCUUGUUUCGGUAUUAGAAGCCUUUGAGGAUAUUGGGCUUAACGUUCUUGAAGCUAGGGUUUCAUGUACCGAUUCCUUUAGCUUGCAUGCCAUGGGAGUCGAGAAUGAGGAUGGAGAAAGUAUGGAUGCUGAAGCAGUGAAACAGGCAGUGACAGAUGCAAUCAGGAGCUGGGGUGAAAACAAUGAUCUACAGAGCUAGAUUGACCCACUUUUCUUCAAUUUCCUUUAUUUAUUUCUUAUUAUACAAAAAAAUAUAAUAACACAAUUUCUAUAGUAA
Molecule: messenger RNA, 791 nt
Organism: Eutrema salsugineum
Lineage: Eukaryota; Viridiplantae; Streptophyta; Magnoliopsida; Brassicales; Brassicaceae
Product: transcription factor SCREAM2
Exons: 4
Coding region: 228-713 (161 amino acids)
Biological process (GO): regulation of DNA-templated transcription
Cellular component (GO): nucleus
Molecular function (GO): DNA-binding transcription factor activity; sequence-specific DNA binding
Source: RefSeq, a predicted model, not a curated record